UACAUGCAGCCUGACAAUGAAUUGUGUAAGAAAUUUGGCAGCUCAGCUUUUUUGGAUAGCAACUGUGUUUGGAGCUGCUUUUGGAUCAUGUAUCAUUUCACAUCCGCAAAAUGUAACUGGAUAUGUUGGGGAGAGAUUAAUGUUCGGCUGUGUCGCUUCUUGCGGGGAAAAAUUUUGGAGACUAAAUGGUUCUUUUGCUCAAAGGGAAACGGAAUAUCCAUAUCGAGCCGUCAUUGUUAAUGAUUGGAUAUAUACACUAUCAGUUGAGGCGUCUGCUGCUACAAACAACUCUGUUGUAACUUGUUGGCUAUUGAAUCCUCCUAAUAACGAAGAAAGCAAUGCCAUAAUUAUUGUGCAAGGAACAGUUGCAGAACCAACUAGUGUACUUGUCAAUUACGAUGACAAUUAUGUCAACCUUUCAUGGAACCAACCCUACACUCUGCCUGAGACAGAGUUAGAGUUUGCUAUCAAUGUUUCCAUGGGUAGUAAUUACAGGUUGUUCACAACAGCUGAAACUCAAAUAUCAUUCUCUUACUCUUUCCUAAAUAUUGAUCGCUGCAUUUCUGAUCACACUGUCAAUAUAACAGUUUAUGGCGUGAAUGGAGCAGGUGAAGGUGAACCAUCAUUUGUACAAGCCAUGAUUCCACAGUCUCAAUCAAAGAAUUGCAGCCAAGCAAUCAAUCGACUUGGCCCUCCAACUGAUGUAAAUACGUAUACUGUUGUUGAGGAGACAUCCCUAAUACUCUCAUGGCAGUCUCCUCUCCUCCUGAAUUCUCCUGAUGUUAUCGUGUGUUACAAGAUAUCACUUAAUGUUAGUACGUCUCUGCAUCCCCUUAGCACACUCACACAGUUCAUGCUCAAUUGCACUGUUGAUACCACCUACAACUUCUCUUUUUCUGCCAUUGGCAUUAAUCGAUGUAAUGAAGAUUACCUUGUUGAAGUACAUGUUGCUGGAGUGGACAUGGCACAGGUGGAAGGUGAUUUUGCAAGGAUAACAAAAAUGAUACCAUCGACACAAAUUUGCUCACCAACAGUGAAUGAGGAUCGUAUCACUACUGUGACAAUCGGACAUACCCCAUCCGCUUCCAAUGUUUUAAUUACGAUUGCUGCUACAACUCCUGCUGUAAUAACUUUAACAUUGGGUGCGUCAGCUACAUUGAUCAUAGUGCUCUUGAUAAUAAAGAAGCAACAAUGGAGGUCAACUCCUCAUCAAGAUCCUGAUGUAGACCUGGAAGAAAAUGAAGCCUAUGGCAUACGUUUAUCAAUGAAAAUCAAUAAUGCAUAUGGCUGCAGUUCCAAUGAAGAACAGCACAUCUAUGAAGAAAUUGUACUUGAAAGUCGAGUGGAACUUGAAGCCCAUGGAACUGCAUAGAAUGAAGCAUGCACGCUCAUACAUAAUUAUAGUCCAAGAAGUACUGUUCAGUACUUAGCUAAAUACAAAUCAAUCACAUGCACAUCUGUUUCAGUGUAUACCUCCACUUUUCAUAAUAAUUUGCUG
Molecule: messenger RNA, 1498 nt
Organism: Halichondria panicea
Lineage: Eukaryota; Metazoa; Porifera; Demospongiae; Suberitida; Halichondriidae
Exons: 7
Coding region: 17-1372 (451 amino acids)
Molecular function (GO): protein binding
Source: RefSeq, a predicted model, not a curated record